Cuscuta europaea is the source of this 2590-nucleotide messenger RNA. Lineage: Eukaryota; Viridiplantae; Streptophyta; Magnoliopsida; Solanales; Convolvulaceae. The record is from the annotation of a GenBank genome assembly.
GAAUCAAUAACCACAAUAACCGGCCACUCUGCAACCAACAGACAAAAAACGUAAAACAAGGGGAUAUCUUUUGUGAUCGCUUGCUCGAUUUCUCGCUUCUCGGAUUGGUUCUUUCCCCGGUCCCUUGCUAGGGCACAAUGGAGUGUGAAACAAUGCGAAGGAAUGAUUUCACUUGAAGAAUUUCAGCUUCGAUUUCUUCUGUAGAUAAAGUUGACAUUAUAUUCGAGUUUAUCGAUGGCAUCUUGGAAGGGAUUUUCAAGCGCAGCCAGCAACCAGAGGAACAGGGGCAGUGGAUCUAGUUUUCCCGUUAUGGCUCUCGUUUUCUGCUCUUGCAUCUGUUCUUUUAUAUUCUUAUUAGGCCGCGGCCUCUGCGCAUCUGCUGCAAUUGAUAAAAAUCAUUUUUCAUCUACUCCUGAUCACAUGGAACUCGAUUGGAGAGAGAGGCUAGCAUUGCAACAUAUUAAACCCGUAUUGACAAGAGAGGCACUUUCUAUAAUCCAGACCAGUAUACAUGAUUUAGGGCCACUAAGUGUUGAUUCUCUCAGAAAAAACAAUUUAUCAGCUUCAUGGAAGUUUUUUGGGCAAGCAGGCUCUGCCAAGAAUACAAGCACUUCUCCAGAGGGCAGGAUGAUAUCAACCAGAAAAACUUCUUUUAUGAUGCAAGAAACCUCAAGAAGGAAGGACAAGUCUCUACAUGAAUUUCAUUCUCAAUCUAUGGAUACACCUGAAAAAUUGGCCCGUAGACAAUUGAGACAGAAAAGACGUGAAAAACGUGCUGCGGAUUUGGUGAAACAGGAUGAUGAAGUUACUAUAAAGCUUGAAAAUGCAGCCAUUGAACGCACAAAGUCUGUUGACUCAGCAGUUUUGGGGAAGUACAGUAUAUGGAGGAGAGAAAAUGACAAUGAUAAUACUGAUUCAACAGUACGCUUGAUGCGAGAUCAAGUGAUCAUGGCUAGGGUGUAUUUAAGCAUUGCAGGGAUGAAGAAGAGGGCUGAUUUGGCAGCAGAGUUACUGCAACGGAUUAAAGAAAGCCAGCGUGCUCUGGGAGAAGCAAGUUCUGAUUCUGAUCUUCCUCGCAGUGCACAUGACAAAAUUAAGGCUAUGGGCCAAAUACUAUCCAAAUCAAGAGAACAACUCUAUGACUGUAAGCUGGUUACUGGAAAGCUAAGAGCAAUGUUGCAAACUGCGGAUGAGGAAGUUAGGAGUUUGAAGAGACAGAGCACAUUUUUAAGCCAAUUAGCUGCCAAGACAAUUCCAAAUGGGAUCCAUUGCUUAUCGAUGCGCCUAACAAUAGAUUAUUACCUUCUACAUCCAGAAAAAAGAAAAUUUCCGAGUUCGGAAAAUUUUGAAAAUCCACAUCUUUACCAUUAUGCGCUGUUUUCUGACAAUGUCUUGGCUGCUUCCGUUGUUGUCAAUUCCACUGUCAUGAAUGCUAAGGAGCCAGAGAAACAUGUGUUUCAUCUUGUUACAGAUAAGCUGAACUUUGGAGCUAUGAACAUGUGGUUCUUGUUGAACCCUCCUGGGAAAGCUACCAUACACGUGGAGAAUGUUGAUGAGUUUAAGUGGCUUAACUCUUCCUAUUGCGUCGUUCUCCGACAGCUAGAGUCUGCGGCAAUGAAGGAGUAUUAUUUCAAGUCUGCUCAUCCCACCACCCUAUCCGCUGGUUCCUCCAAUUUGAAGUACAGAAACCCAAAGUAUCUAUCAAUGCUUAAUCACCUUCGGUUUUAUCUUCCCGAGGUUUACCCCAAGUUGGAUAAAAUCCUCUUUCUAGAUGAUGACAUUGUUGUUCAGAAGGACUUGACCAGGUUGUGGUCGGUUAAUCUUCAUGGGAAAGUGAAUGGUGCAGUUGAAACUUGUGGGCAAAGCUUUCACCGUUUUGAUAAGUACUUGAAUUUCUCAAACCCUCACAUUGCCAGAAAUUUUGACCCCAAUGCUUGUGGGUGGGCUUAUGGGAUGAACAUGUUUGAUCUCAAGGAGUGGAAGAAGAAGGAUAUCACUGGAAUUUACCACAAAUGGCAAAAUAUGAAUGAAGAUAGAGCUCUUUGGAAGCUUGGGACUUUGCCUCCCGGGCUGAUAACUUUCUAUGGGCUCACACAUCCGCUUGAGAAGUCAUGGCAUGUCCUUGGGCUGGGUUAUAACCCCAGCAUUGACCGGGCAGAGAUUGAGAACGCCGCAGUCAUACACUAUAAUGGGAAUAUGAAACCUUGGCUAGAGUUGGCAAUGGCAAAGUACAAGCCUUUUUGGAGCAAGUAUAUAAAGUUUGAUCAUCCUUAUAUUCAGAGCUGUAAAGUAAGUGAAUAAUAAUAAAGUUGAAAUUCUUUCUGGUCCCACAAAUUAACUGUGCCACCAUUGGCUUGGGUUUAUUUUUGGAUGUCUGGAAUGGUUAGAGGUAAUGUAUUCUUUGAACAGCUUAACUCUGUAUUUUUUGCUAAAAUUUGGGUCUCCUGGGGUGGGGUUGAUGUACGUAUGACUUAAUCAUCACAUCUUUUUGUAAUAGAAAAAAGAGUGACCGUGCGAAUUGAUAAAUCUUUCUCAAGAACAAAUGUCCAAUGUUGAUCCACUCGUUUUUUACUUGAAUAUUGAUUAAGUA